Neopelma chrysocephalum (saffron-crested tyrant-manakin) is the source of this 942-nucleotide messenger RNA. Its product is annotated as maestro heat-like repeat-containing protein family member 6. The record is from RefSeq and is a predicted model, not a curated record. The transcript is spliced from 9 exons. The annotation marks the transcript as partial. Gene Ontology annotation, cellular component: cytoplasm. Lineage: Eukaryota; Metazoa; Chordata; Aves; Passeriformes; Pipridae.
ACACUCCUCAACUCUGACACCCACCACUAUGCAGUGGGUCUGCUGGCCAGGGAGAUGCGCCGUGCCUCGAGCCCCUUGUGUUCCCCGGUUGCCCUCUGCCUGCUGGGGCUGCUCACCAGGGAGAAGCCACACUGGGAGCUUCCUGCCAUGGCAUUCUUUGUGGAGGUCAUGGUCUACCUGGACGUGACUGAAUGUGGUGAAAGCAUCCUGAAGAUCUUUUCAAGGCACCUACAGAGCGAAUGCAAAGAGAGACGUCGCCUGGCACUCAGAGGCCUCGUGGUGCUCAGCCAGGAUCCUGUGAUGGCUGACAGCAUGCGGAGCCUGACACAAAGCCUCUUGGACAUACUGGGGGAUGCAGAUGGAGAGCUGGUCUGGAUGGCCCUCUCUGUAUUCAUCAAUGAAGUCCAGGACAGAGAUAUCCGAAUCUCCACCCCCACUGCCCUGCAACUGGCUGAGAUGCUCCAGCCACUCUUUGGCAAUGACAACAUCCAUGUGCAGCUGCUGUCCAUUUCCCUCUUCCAAAAGGUGAUGGAGUUGGGAGUGGAAGGGGGAAAACAACCCCUGAAGACACAUGUGAUCCAGAGCCUGCUCCCACUCUUCUUCUACUGGCAUGAUGAGAACCAGCAUGUGGCAGAGGCCUCUGGGGAAGUGCUGAUACGUGCACUCAGGUUCCUGAAGAGAAGGGAUCUAGAGCAGUUGGUCAAGAAGAAGCAACCGUGGAGGUUCGGCCAGCGCCUGCUGGAAAAGGACAAGAGAAGAGUGGCUGAGUACCUGCGCCAGGCCCUCCCAUACCUGGAGAGCCCACAGGAGCCCGUGAGAGAGGCGGCCGUCAAGUUCAUUGGGAUCGCCGGAAGGUACCUGAAGGGACAGAAGGUAGAGCUGCAGAUCGUCAUUGAUGUUAUUGAAAGCAUGACUCAUGACAGUGCUGCCAUCAGAAACCUG